Molecule: messenger RNA, 1792 nt
Organism: Siniperca chuatsi (mandarin fish)
Lineage: Eukaryota; Metazoa; Chordata; Actinopteri; Centrarchiformes; Sinipercidae
Gene: vstm4a
Product: V-set and transmembrane domain containing 4a
Exons: 8
Coding region: 281-1348 (355 amino acids)
Source: RefSeq, a predicted model, not a curated record
UUUGCAGGACACACAGAGAAAGAGAGAGAGAGAGGGAGAAAGAGACAGGGAGAGACAGUCAGAUAGAGAGUGAGAGAGUGCUGGGAGAGUGAGUGGGAGUUUCUAAGUGGGAACAGAGCAUUCACUGUUUCAUAUUACACAGAAAAGAGGAGAAAGAGGAGAAGAGUUAAUGGUGGGUAAGGGCUCUGGUGGGUUGUGCAGUCAGGCUCUGUUUUGAAUGUAGCUGCUUGUGUAAGUGCUGUGCAGUUGUCUGGGUUUAUGGAUUCGCUGACUGUGGAAAAUGUACUUCUCUAUAGUGGUCCUUGUCCUGACUAAGGCUCUGGUCACAGAGGUAUGUCAAGCCCUGAAUGUGACAAUGACCCCUGGGCCUGUUAUCAUGGUAACAGAGAAAGACAACUUGACUCUGUCCUGCCUGGUAUCUCAGAGGAAGAGGAGCGGUAGUGUCUUGAUCCUUCGCUGGUUCUUCUCUCCUCUUGCUGCUCCUACUCUUGCGCCUCCUCCCUCCUCUCCAUCCCCCUCUCCUCCCACACUCGAGCCCUCUCAGUUUCUGAUCGUGAAGAUGGGCAUAAAGAAAAUGAAGCUGUAUGGGAACUACACCCGUCGUUUCCCCCAGCCAAAGUUUCGUCUAUAUGAGGAAACAGAGGGCGAGGUGUACCGGUUGUGGAUUCUCAAUGUGACAGAGACGGACCAGGGUUUCUACACCUGUAGAGUUCAGGAGAUUCGCAAACACAGAAACACAUGGAGAGCAUCGUCAAAUGGUACCAGCACCACACAGCUGACAGUGCACUUAACGCUUGAGGAUGGUACCAGUGAAGGACUGUGGCGUUUAUUUGCAGAUGUGUAUCUGUGUGCUGUGCUGAUUUGCUCACUGGGCCUGUUGUCCAUUUUCCUGUUCACUCUGGUUCUCACUUGCCAGUACUUUCACAGAAGACACAGGCUCAAAGCCAGUUACCUUCUGGUCAAGUGUCCAGAAAGCAGCUCAGGAGAGACUGUAACCAGCUCCAGCAGUUCCUCCAGUUCCUCCCCAAGAGCCCAAAGGAAACACACAAGACAGAAAACUGACAGAAGAGUAACAGUAACACCACCUAAACUACCCGAGGAGCCACCACCACACAUACCAGCCAAAGUGCCUGUUGCUGCAAAGAGACCUCAGAAGCCCAGAAGGUUAAAGACUCAUCCAAGAAGUUCUGCCACUCCUCGAGUAUCACAGGAGGAUAGUCUGACAUAUGCAGAACUGGAGCUGGUCAGACCGAGGCCCGAGCCCCCAGCCUCCUCCAGCCCUGACCCCACACCCCCCAGCCCGGACACUGUGUAUGCUCAGAUCCUCUUCCAGGAAAAACAGCUGUAAACAUAGCAGCUCUGGACACAUGGAUGUCAUGGUACCUGCUGGUGAGGGCAGCGAUUCAGCUCUCCAAAAUGAACUGAGUGGCAUCCAAAGGACUAUAUUUAUGAACUAUCAGUAUGGCAUUUAGCUUUGUUUUUUGGCUGUAAGUAUGUUACAACUGUUGGUAAAUGAGGGUUUUGUGUUUCCUCGGCGCAGUUCCAUUCCAGCACAGCAGUUUUUGGGUCUUAUAAUUCUGUUGUUUUGUUUGUUGGCAUCGCUGGCCUGUGAGCCAGAUGCUUGUAAGAAUGUUCUUACUGUUAACUAUUCUGUAUAAACACAGGAGACUGUGUGGAACUGUUGUCCAGGCUCUCUUACUGCAGUGUCAUAAGGCAUUGUAACAGUUUUCAACUGUAUUUAUAAUUACAGCAUUAAUACACCAAAUUAAUAAAUAUAUGCCUGGGUCUGACA